Molecule: messenger RNA, 1544 nt
Organism: Stomoxys calcitrans (stable fly)
Lineage: Eukaryota; Metazoa; Arthropoda; Insecta; Diptera; Muscidae
Exons: 2
Coding region: 118-1335 (405 amino acids)
Biological process (GO): miRNA processing
Cellular component (GO): nucleus
Molecular function (GO): protein binding; mRNA binding
Source: RefSeq, a predicted model, not a curated record
UGUAUAUACAUUCACUGAGGGCUGUCAAACUCAUGGAAAGGAUAACAUUGAAAAGUUUAAUUUAAUUCUUGAUAUCGUGAUUGAUGUUUAGAUUUUUAUUGUGUUAAAGACUAAAAUAUGUCCAAAGUAAAACCGAAAAAGUCCAGAUCUGAGUCUGGAUCAGAGACAAGCGAGGAAAGUAGCGAUAGCAGUUCCGAGCCAAGGUCUAAGGAGCACUUACGGCGGAGCAACCAUAAGAAACACAAAAAGGAUAAAAAGCAACGCAAGCAUAAAUCUGAAUCUGAAAAGGACAGCGAUAACAAUAGCUCUGGUGAAUCUUACACGUCCGAAAAAGAUAGGCAAGCCAAAGUUCGACAUAAAAGACACAAAUCAAGAAGUCGGGAACGAGAACGGCAAUAUCAAUCGUCUAAGUGGGAAAGCCAUAGCAGUGGCCGGAAUCGAAGUCGGGAAAGAAGUCGAAGUCACCAAAGAGACAGAUCCCAUGAACGAAAUAGAGAAAGGGAGCGGCGCACAAGUAGGGACAGAGACCAAAAGGACCGUGGUAAUACCAGUAGAGAAGACAGUCGUCGAAAACAUGCUAAUUUCGACCGGAAUCAACAGCAAAGAGGGGGACGAAGCCCCCGAAGGGAACGUGCUAAAUCUUCAGAUCGAAAUUAUAUAAAACGUGAACAGCGCUCUCCUCCCCGAAGGGAUAGAGGUGAAGAUAAUCGCUUCAAGAACAAUAAAAGGGAUCAGAAUGGCGACAACAAACACUUUGACUGGGGUAAAAAAGCAGAAGAUACGAAAUCCAUUGUGAAGAGCGAAGAGCCCAAAGAAAAAGAAAAGCCUAAUUUUGCUUUAAGUGGAGCCCUAGCCGAGGAUACAAAUAAAGUUAACGGCGUUGUUAUAAAGUACUCUGAACCCCUUGAGGCCCGGAAACCCAAAAGGAGAUGGCGAUUGUAUCCCUUUAAAGGAGAGACGGCCUUGCCUGUGCUGCAUAUUCAUCGGCAAUCUUGUUUUUUAGUAGGCCGUGAUCGCAAAGUCGUUGACUUGGCCGUUGACCACCCUAGCUGCUCUAAACAACAUGCAGCGCUACAAUAUCGAUUAGUACCCUUUGAGCGUGAAGAUGGUACAACGGGCAAACGUGUCCGGUUGUAUUUAAUAGAUCUGGAUUCAGCCAAUGGUACUUUUUUGAAUAACAAACGCAUAGAGCCCCGUAAAUAUUACGAGUUGAUGGAAAAGGAUGUCAUUAAAUUUGGAUUUAGCACUCGUGAAUAUGUAUUGCUACAUGAAAAUAGCAAGGAAGAUCAAGAAGAUGACGACAUUGAUAUUAAAGAAGAGCCUGUACAGAAUUGAAAAACAAAUAUUAUUCUCUAAAUAUUUAAUAAUUUUUAAUGCUCUCAUAACCCAAUCAAUAAUAAGGUCGAAAUUGCAUAGCGUGAGACAUGCUAAAUCGAUCUCUUAUUUACAAGCGCCAUCUAUAACGAGCCAUUAGUUAUACUUUCUGACUUGAAUACAUGCAGUAAAUCAGUUUGGCUUACCAAAUAAAGUAAAAAGAAAAUUUU